CCAGAGUCCAGCUCAGUCUGAGAUACAACGAACAAUAGGCCUGUGACACGGGGGUCGCUCUCCCGGCGGCAGGGCGGCUCUUUGUCCCCUACCCUGCCCCCUGCUCCUUCACCCCCAUCUCCACCGCGGUGCCUUGCCGGAACUCGCAGAGAGCUUGCGUCUCCUCUCCAGCCCGGGGCUGUGGCUCUAUCUUGUGAGCACGGGGAGGGCCAGGGCCUCGCCCGCGGUGUCCCGGAGCACCUCACCCUAUUCCCUGCCCCGAGGGGACAAGGGCGCCAGGAACGUGUCCCCGCCCCGAGCGGCGCUCAAAGCUCCACUCCCCGCACACCCGGCCGCCGGUCCCAGGGACAACGGGGGGAAUCUGCGAUUCGCAAGGUGAAAACCUCUGGGACAGUGGAGAAAGGUCUCCCACUGGGGCCUUAACACCGGGGUUGCAGGGCGCCGAGCGGGCUGCAGAACCCCCUCCCAGCCGACAGCCUCGCCCCUUCCCACAGCCUGUGAGUCUGUCUCGUUAUCCUCGUGUCCCCGAAGAGCAUUUACGGCUCGUCUGCUGAGAGCAGAGCGGAGGGGGGGGUGUCGGUCCCCCGGGACCUGCAAGGAGAUAAAACCCGCGCACUCGACCGUGAGCAGCCACAGCCUGGAGCGCGCGCCCGCGCAGCAGCUGAUGUCCCCAUUUACAGUUGCUCAACCAUUCACCCGACACCCGUGUUCGCAGCGCCUUCUCUAGGCCAGACCUGUUCUAGACUCCCAGGGGUUUCUGCAGGGGACGACAGCAGAGGCCACGGCCCUCUCGGGGGAGAGACCCGGAGAAGAUAAACAAAUUAGGAGAGGUGUGUGGGGUCACAGGUGACCUCAGCUUCUUGUCCCCAUAUUCCGGACAAGGAGGAUGGAGGAAGAAGCACUGUCUGGAAAUCCAAAACGCAGAAGUCCAGCCCACGUGCUUUUCUCCCUCCCCCUGCGGAUCCUCCGCCUUUGACCUGAUCACCUCUGGACAUCGUUGGGCCACCAGCGGGAUGAGGUAGCUCCAUGGAGCCCCCUGGUGGCCUGAAGAGUUGUUGCGGCCACAAGGGCCGGGGCGGGCUCAUUCCCUGACAUCCACUGAACUACGUAGGACCUUUCUCGUGACCCAGACUGGUGCCAGGAGCUUCUCUGGGUGCCGACAGGAAAACGUCGUCUCCCAACAGCCCUGUAAUGUGGGCGUCACCCCCAUGUUAUACAUGUGGACACCUAGAGGGGACAGUCCCAUAUCAUCAGGCUGCUGCUGAAAAUCCAUUGUCAGGGAAACAAGCAAGAGGCAGACCGAAUGCUCGCCCUAUGCGGCCCAUCUCUACGACGCGGAAGACCCGUCCACGCCCCUGCGGACAGUGCCCGGGCUCUGCGAGGACUACUGCCUGGACAUGUGGCAAACCUGCCGGGGCCUGUUCCGCCACCUCUCACCGGACCGCGAACUCUGGGCACUGGAGGGCAACCGUGCCAAGUUCUGCCGCUACCUGUCCCUGGACGACACGGACUACUGCUUCCCGCGCCUGCUGGUCAACGAGAACCUCAACUCGAACCUGGGCCGUGUGGUGGCCGAUGCCAAGGGCUGCCUGCAACUGUGCCUGGAGGAGGUGGCCAAUGGGCUGCGCAACCCCGUGGCCAUGGUCCAUGCCUGGGACGGCACCCACCGCUUUUUCGUGGCUGAGCAGGUGGGGCUGGUGUGGGCCUACCUGCCCGACCGCUCACGGCUGGAGAAGCCCUUCCUGAACAUCAGCCUGGCCGUGCUCACCUCACCCUGGGAGGGCGACGAGCGCGGCUUCCUGGGCAUUGCCUUCCACCCUCGUUUCCGGCAUAACGGCAAGCUCUACGUCUACUACUCGGUGGGGGUCGACUUUGACGAGUGGAUCCGCAUCAGCGAGUUCAGGGUCUCGGAGGAUGACGGGAACACCGUGGACCACGAGUCUGAGAGGAUAAUCCUGGAGAUCGAAGAACCAGCGUCGAACCACAACGGGGGGCAGCUCCUCUUUGGGGACGAUGGGUACCUCUACAUCUUUACCGGAGAUGGCGGGAUGGCUGGAGACCCCUUUGGAAAGUUUGGAAAUGCCCAAAACAAGUCGGCGCUGCUGGGCAAGGCCCUGCGCAUCGACGUGGACGGCAACGAGCGCGGCCCGCUCUACCGGAUCCCGCCCGACAACCCGUUCGUGGGCGACCCCGCCGCGCGACCCGAGGUCUACGCCCUGGGGGUGCGCAACAUGUGGCGAUGCUCGUUCGACCGCGGCGACCCGGCGUCGGGCGCCGGCCGCGGGCGUCUCUUCUGCGGCGACGUGGGCCAGAACAAGUUCGAGGAGGUGGACCUGGUGGAGCGCGGUCGCAACUAUGGCUGGCGCGCGCGCGAGGGCUUCGAGUGCUACGACCGCAAGCUGUGCGCCAACACCUCCCUCGAUGACGUGCUGCCGAUAUUUGCCUACCCGCACAAACUGGGCAAGUCAGUCACUGGGGGCUAUGUGUACCGCGGCUGCGAGUACCCCAACCUGAAUGGCCUCUAUAUUUUCGGAGAUUUCAUGAGCGGGCGUCUGAUGUCCCUCAGAGAGAAACAGGGGACAGGCCAGUGGCGGUACAGUGAGAUCUGCAUGGGCCGUGGCCAGACCUGCGAGUUCCCGGGCCUCAUCAACAACUACUAUCCGCACAUCAUCUCCUUCGCAGAGGACGAGGCCGGGGAGCUGUACUUCAUGUCGACAGGCGUGCCGAGUGCCACAGCGGCCCGUGGGGUUGUCUACAAAAUGAUUGAUCCCUCCAGACGGGCACCCCCCGGCAAGUGUCAGAUCCAGCCUGCCCAGGUGAAGGUGAGGAGCCGCCUCAUCCACUUUGUGCCCAAAGAAAAGUUCAUCCGGAGGGCCGAAAGCACCCCGCGGCCCACAGCGCGUGCUACCACCAAGGCGCCCCGACACAGCCGCCCCACGGCCGCACGGCCCGCGCCCACCCGGAAGCCGGCAAGGCCCACCCGGCGGCCUGGGGGCCGGAAGGGCAGUGGGCGGCGGAGGGGACGACCAGGCACUGCAGACCCCGCGCCCUCAAAUGGCGCCGUACGCCUGGUGCGGCCUGCGGGCCUGAGUCCAGGCCGUGGGCGCGUGGAGGUGUUCGCAGGUGGACGCUGGGGCACUGUGUGUGACGACCGCUGGGACAUCAAGGCCGCGGCCGUUGUGUGCCGCCAGCUGGGCUUUGCAUACGCCGUGCGCGCCACUAGGCGCGCCGAGUUCGGUGAGGGCCGUGCACUGCCCAUCUUGCUGGACGACGUGCGCUGCACAGGCAGUGAGAAAACCCUGCUGGAGUGCACACAUGCCGGCCUGGGCACGCACAACUGCAGCCAUCAGGAGGACGCGGGCGUCGUGUGCAGCCGCGAGGACCCCGAUCUGUAGGCGAGUGUAGUCUGUCUGCCCUGGCUGUCCUCUGUUGGACCGGAGCCUGGAAGGGCCCUCUUCCCUGUGCAUGCCUGGUGUGUGCACAGGAGUCUGAGGGUGGAGGUGGCCCAUCUGUAAUGCUGUCCUGUGGAUGCGAGUGAGGUAUGCACAGUGAAUGGUGUUCUCUGUGUGUCCCUGCCCAUGUGUCCUCGGCCUGGAAGCCCCAGUAUGUGUUGGGGUCUGGGGGCCCUGUGAAUGUGUGUUCCUGGCAGGAGGCAUUCUUUUCUUACCUCUGAGCAGCAGCAGGAAUACAGCCUGGCAUGGAACCCUGAGCACUGAGGGCAGCCAGUCUUCAAGGACAGACAUGGCCCCUGCCUGCAUUAACAGAGGCAUAGCUGGUAGACUGAGGGAGGGGAACCAGGCUUGCUCUGCUCACAAAUGUAGUGGGAGGCCCUAGACCAGCUGAGAAAUGUGUGACUUGAGGAAUGUGGCCCAAAGAGCAUGGACCGGUGGCCCAGCAGUCCGAGGUGCUGAAGAGAACAGAGAGACAUCCAGUGGGACAAAGAGAAGCCAUCAGACCGAUGGGUCCAGGGUAAUAAUGGGCCAUGUUUGUCCCAGCGAGUGCCCAGGUUGGGGGGCGCUGGCUGGAGGGCACUAGACGACCUCUGGGAGAAGCCUCCUGGUCAUCUUGAACCUCUUCAUCAUGCUGAGCCCAUGUGGGUGCUCUGGGGAGGGUGCGGGGCCACCCAACCCUAAGGGCUGACUUCCCCUUCUCCCCAGGAGAAAAGCCACCCAGCACUGACUGGGCAGAGCUUCCCAGUGGCCACUCCCAGCACCCCAGCUCCUGGUGAGUGGGGGGCUUAGGGCUUCUCCACUUUCAAGAAGGUGUCGGGGCCACUGGGCCCACCGGUGUCAUCUCAAAACCCACGCCUGCUCAUUGAAAUCCCAGGGAACCCCUCCUUCCAUUCCUCCAGCCCCACCCUGGGGCCAACCAGGCUGUGGUCCAGUGAGACUACUGAUGCUCUGUCACCCAGGGCUGUGCCAACACCGUGACUGUUUACAGCCCCUUCCCUUCUUGUCUCUUCUCUCUGACCCAUGGCUGC
This is a messenger RNA of Rhinolophus ferrumequinum (greater horseshoe bat), 4480 nucleotides long. RefSeq names its product HHIP like 1 (gene HHIPL1). The transcript is spliced from 10 exons. The record is from RefSeq and is a predicted model, not a curated record. Lineage: Eukaryota; Metazoa; Chordata; Mammalia; Chiroptera; Rhinolophidae. The coding region runs from base 1398 to 3395 and encodes 665 amino acids. Gene Ontology annotation, cellular component: membrane.